UAAGUCUACACAGUAUUUUUCUACAAAAGGAAGGAGCUAUGGCGGUGAAGCUAAAUGCCGUUAACUUUCAAUCACCAAAAUGCCCCUCUUUCGCUCUUCCUCCCGUCGCCGGUUGCAGACCUCCUAAGUUCUUCAUGGCUUCUGCUCUUCCUUCUCCUUCAAAGAAAACUAAGACUCCGAAGAAUCCCUUUCGCGCUCAAGUCACACACUCAAUGCCCCCUCAAAAAGUGGAGAUCUUCAAAUCUAUGGAAGGCUGGGCUUAUGACAACGUAUUGAUUCACCUCAAACCGGUCGAAAAGUGUUGGCAGCCGCAGGAUUUCUUGCCUGAUCCGGCUUCCGAUGGAUUUCACGACCAAGUUAAAGAACUGAGAAAGAGAGCUAAGGAGAUUCCCGACGAUUAUUUAGUUGUCCUAGUUGGAGACAUGAUCACUGAGGAGGCGAUUCCGACGUACCAGACAAUGCUCAACACCUUCGAUGGCGUAAGGGAUGAGACGGGGGCGAGCUUAAGUCCUUGGGCCGUGUGGACGAGGGCGUGGACGGCCGAGGAGAAUAGACAUGGAGACCUUCUCAAUAAGUAUCUUUACCUCUCCGGGAGAGUAGAUAUGAAGCAAGUCAAGAAGACGGUCCAAUAUCUCAUCGGGUCGGGAAUGGACAUAAAGACAGAAAACAACCCGUAUCUCGGAUUCAUAUACACAUCCUUCCAAGAAAGGGCUACGUUCGUCUCCCACGGGAACACGGCCCGGCAUGCCAUGGCGCACGGUGAUAUCAACUUGGCUCAGAUAUGCGGCACUAUCGCCUCGGAUGAGAAACGCCACGAAACCGCCUACACCAAGAUAGUCGAGAAGCUCUUCGAGAUCGACCCUGACACGACCAUGCUAGCAUUCGCCGACAUGAUGGAGAAGAAAAUCUCGAUGCCCGCCCACUUUAUGUACGAUGGCCGCGACGAUAGCCUCUUCCACCACUUCUCGGCCGUCGCCCAACGCCUUGGCGUCUACACGGCAGGAGACUACGCGGACAUCCUAGAGCACUUGGUUGCGCGAUGGAAAGUUGAAAAUAUAACGGGGCUAUCUGUGGACGGGGAAAAAGCUCAAGACUACGUCUGUGGGUUGUCUCGGAGAAUUAGACGGAUGGAGGAGAGGGCUCAAGGGAGGGUGAAGAAGGCGGGAAAGAUCCCGUUCAGUUGGAUCUACGAUAGAGAAGUGCAACUCUGAGCAGGGGCGGACGCAGAAAUAAAUAACGAUAAGGGCUGAAAUUUCUAAAUUUUGUUUUAAAAUAUAUUUUUGGAUAUUUAGAA
Messenger RNA from Salvia hispanica, 1294 nucleotides. RefSeq names its product stearoyl-[acyl-carrier-protein] 9-desaturase, chloroplastic-like. The record is from RefSeq and is a predicted model, not a curated record. Gene Ontology annotation, cellular component: chloroplast stroma. Lineage: Eukaryota; Viridiplantae; Streptophyta; Magnoliopsida; Lamiales; Lamiaceae. Gene Ontology annotation, molecular function: stearoyl-[ACP] desaturase activity. Gene Ontology annotation, biological process: fatty acid biosynthetic process.